CCGAGAAAUCGUAUAGGUUGCGUUGUUUACACAAUCUUGUCAGAAAGAAAGUGUAGCCGAAAUCUAGGGACUUAUUUUCAUGUUCGAUCGUACGAUAUUUCCAUCAUCUAUCAGAUUAAUCAAACAUGAAUGGAUUUAGUACAGAAGAAGAAACUCAAAACAGUCACAAUCAGAUCUGCUGUCUUCUGGAUGACAACGAAAGAUGUUCUCGACCGGCAGGCAAUGCGAGCUACAAUAAACGCAUUCAGAAAACGCUCACUCAGCGAAAGUCAAAAUUAAACAUUGACCCCAACGCUCGCCACAUAUACAUUUGUGACUACCAUAAGGGUUUCAUACAGAGUCUCCGUGCAAAGCGAAAACGGAAAGAUAGCGAUGACGAUAACGGCUCUAAUGAUCAGGAUAUCGAUUUACCAGAAGUUGAUUUAUUUCAAUUACAACUGAAUACUCUUCGUCGAUAUAAGCGCCACUAUAAGAUCCAAACAAGGCCCAGUGCUAAUAAAGCUCAGUUAGCCGACACAUUAUCAAGGCAUUUCAAAACAAUACCUGUGAUAGAGAAGGAAGCUAUAACAUUUUUCAUCUAUAUGGUCAAAAACAACAAAAACAAGCUGGAUCAGAAAAACGGGGCUGACGGCUCAUCUGGUAGCUAGUGUGCACAGUCGGUGGAAGGAAAAACAUUUUUUUUUUCCAAUGUCAGUUUAUGCAGACUUUUUUUUAGUACAGUACAAUUUUGUGAUGCUUUGGCAUCAACUUUUUGGGCACAACUGCUUAUAAUCCACACAAAAAGACAACAGCAAAACCCAUUUUGAUCUCUUAGAAGUAAAUUUUCAGUAGAGAAUAUCUUUAAGAACAUGUUUAAAAUUCAUUUAUAAAUUGUUCGUACAGAAAUUUUAUUCAUUUUAUCCAAAGUUUUAAGAUCAAAAAUGUUGCACUUUGCUUAGAUUUUUAUGUUUGUGUGUUUUCUGUGCCGAAGUUGCUAGUUUACUUCCCUGUAAAUUGUGUUUGAAUACUUUUAAAUAAUAAUAAUAAUAAAAAAAAGCAUUUCAAUGAUACAGAAUUAAAAUUUAUUUUAGGUUGAACUUAUUUCAUGUAGAUACAAUUUAUAAAUGAAUCUUUGUGCAAUUUACAAUGCAAAUCUUAAAUGAUAUAAGACAUUGUUUAUAGUUUAAUGAAGAAUUCAUGAUUUUAUUUUUAAAAUUAAACUCUAUGCAUGCAUAUUUAUUUGUGUGCAUAUAUAUAUAUAUCUGGGAACUUUUUGAUGUGUUUAAUUAUAUUAUAAUUAAUUUAAACUUUGUUUCUAAUUUGCUAGUGUUUGUGUUGUUGCUUAUUUGUUAUAUUUUAAUACUGUACAAGUAUUCACUAUGCUUCUUUCUUAUUCACUUUAGUAUAGAAGAUAACUUGUUAAUUUUCUCUAAUGUGCAUUUUCUGAGAAUGAUAAAAUCAUUAUAAAAACAAGCACAAGAAGUUAGAUUGUCUAUGGAUAUUUGAGUAACUUCCUUUUUUGCAUAUUGUCCCAGUAUUCAAUUAAGCAUAAAUCGUAACAGACGGCACACACUACGUUCACACGUGCUAAAUCAAUCCUUGACCUGUUUUGAUGUAGCGAGCAUGCAUCUUCCUAUAGUUCUGUUAUUCCUAUGCGACUUUUGUAUUAUGUUUUUGCAAAUUUUAAAUAAUCUUUCUUACUGUUGUACAGAGAAAUGGAGAUCAGCUUGAUGUAUAAACCAAUUAGAUUUGUCUUCAUUUGCCUAAUUUGUUUUUCUCUUGCAUGUUUCUAACUGCAUUCUGCUAUUGUAUUUCUGUUACAUAAGACAGAUUCAGGCACCAUCAUCUCCUUGCUCCAGGCUAAUUCUUUUCUUCCAGAUGGUUCUAAAUUAUUUAAUAAAUUAUUAGAAAUUAUAACUGCAUCACUGUUUUUUCAACCAUUACCUCAGAUCUAUAAACUGUUUAAUGAUUUAUUGACUAAGAAUUAGUGUCACAUCCUGCAUUUUCUUUGGUAAAAACAGAUUUUGGUAUUGGAUCUCUAAUAGAUAUAGCACAUUUUGUUUAUGUUACAUUAGUGCUAAAUAAUAUUUUUUGCUUUUAACUAUGCAACUAAUUGAAGAUUGGUGCAUUAUCACAUCACCACAUCAGUUGUUUAUAUACAUUUCAUAUUUCAUAUAUUAGUUACACCUCUGUUUACAAGAGCAAGCUGUUGUACAGUACAUGUAGUGUAAAUGGAUUUUCAGUUGCACUCUUUAAUUUAAAGAAGAAAAAUCAACUCAUUGUGUUUUAAUGAUGUAAUACCAUUCCAAAAUGUUUGUGAAAUUUUAGUCGGCCCUCAAAAAUACUGAUUGUCUGUUAUGUCCAAAGACAUCGUGAUUACCAACAUUCAUACAUAAGAUGGAAACAUACUUAUAAGCAUGGAUGUAAGCAAUAACUGUCAAUAUGCUGCCUAGCAGACAUUUUACAUGUUAACAGUUAGUCUGAUGUUCUCAAACACUAAAUUCACUCCAAUGGAUGCCUUAGAAUGAACAGAUUUGAUCUGUUCCCAAAAUUUGUUAUAUCAAGAUCAUGAAGUCAAUGCUUGACAGUGCAGGAUAAUCAAAUGAAAGUGAAACUUUUAGGAAUUUCAUGACACUGUGAGUGAGACUUAGUCUUUCCACAUUACCUGUAUUUGUCCAGCCAUUUCAGUAUGGCACGUUAUCUGAUAGCAGAUAUAGUUUAGCUAUUGCUUUAUUACCUUUAGCUGUUACAAGCCAUUUGGCAAAAUAAACAGUUUAGCCAAGAAGGAAAUGCAAAAGAAAAUGUAAACAGUUUGAUCAAAAGUACUUGUUGCUUUUCAUUUCUUUUGCUAUGUUUUCCAAAAUAAUGUCUCUGAUGCAAACAUCCACACUGCGCAUCAUUGGUUUCCGUAUUGGUGACAUUCUUCAAACAUUCCUAUCCUAUUGGCUGUUGCGUGACAAUACUUUUUCUGCAUGGUAAAAAUAGGUUAUGUGACUAACCAUCCCCAACCAGGAUGCCUAGACAACACUUCAGAGGUGCUAGAAGAAAACAAAAUUACCAAGUUGGGAUGUCAUUAUUAGAAAACGGUUGAAAAACUCUGUUCAUCAAUACCCAUUGCUGCAACAAUAUUAUACCAGAACGUGCCACACUUACAAACAAAUUGGCCUUUAUGUUAGCCAGUGGAUGUGUCAUACUCUCUAUUUUAUAGCUAAUUCCACAAGGAGUCUUAUUCCCUUCUCAUAAAAACAGCUUGGCAGCUUGGCAGCUUGUGAACCCAUCCCACAAUCCCUUCUUGUAUGUCAUCUGAUUUCUAUAGUUAAGCACAUCAUGCAUUAUUGGAUAUGCCAAGCUGUGGCUAAUCUGCAAACUGGGCAGCUUUACCGAUAGUGAUGGACUGGUUACACUGGAUCGAGGCAUUUCCAGCAGCAGAGUUAGCAUCUGCGAUGGCCAGCUUUGGUCUGCUGUCUUGCAAAUUGCCUGAUACCAAUUAUCAUCCUGCAUGAAACCUCUCGACCCAUUCAGACUUGUAUUUUUGACAACAUAUUCUUGUCACAAACAGUUACCAAUGAUGAUGAAUUUCAUUGGGUUUAACUUUCUCUUAAUGUCGGCAAUUCAGUGACCGAAUGCCAUCCCUCUUUUGACAGACUUGCACCAAUGGAUGUCAUUUUCUGGAGUGGCUUCCCCAUGCUGCUAUGUUGUAGCAGGGCUGUGAACAUAUUCAAAAUAUUAAUAGUCAAGGCUCCCACAUACCAGCCAAGUUCUGUUUUUCCAGAAAAAUAAUUCUGGUUUCUUUUUGACUGAAUCAAGUAUUAUAGUUCACCUGUUUUAAAAAGUCAAACUUUUGUUAUUUGAUUAUUUUCUAGAUCGUUCGGACCUUUUCUACAACGUCAGUUUUAAAUUUGUGUUCUGGAAGUGUUCCCGAGUCUCAAAAGCAUUGAUCAAGUACAGUUUUUUUUUACUCCAGGAGAUCAUAAUGCUUAAUUGAAAGUGUUUAAAUUUCAUUAGGGAAGCUUGGCAUGUUGUUUUGUGCCAUAUUUUUUGGCAUCAAGAUUGCUAUUUUUCAUGCGCAACAUAUACAUGAACAUAUUCAAAAGAGAUUAUGCUUUUUUUCAUUAGUGACUACCACUUAAAAUUAUAUGUAAAUAUUAUUCUAAGCCAUAUGGCAUCUUUGAAUAGAGAAACUUCUUUACAAGUGUUUUUCCAUUUGUUACUUAUUCCUAUGUCUUUAUCCUAAAUCAUCUGAUUGUAAGGAAUGCAACAUCAUUUAUAGACGAUAAUUUUCUUAAAUUUCAACUUUGUACUCAUUGUGAGAACAGAUGAGUCUCUUGCCCAAAGAUAUUUCUUAUUAAUUAUUCGAGAGAGUGAGUCUAUUUUUUACAUGCACACUAUGUGAAUGGAGAUCUCCCUUAAGCAGUCUUUUGACUUUUUUUUUAUCAUUGAGCACAACUUUGCAAUGCUUUAAAACCCAUGACGAAUAAUUUUUCUGAAAUAAGAGAUUAUUAAUUUUGUUCACACUCAUGUUAAUUUUGAAUUAGUUACUUUAAGUUAACUAUUAAAAUGUUUAACAAUAAACUAUAGUUCCCAUUUAUAUAUAUAUAUAUAUAUAUAUAAACAACUCAGAGUAAAUAAACUGAGCCGAAAUAAUUAAAUAUUGUAUGUGUUUUCUACUUAAAAUUGCCAAGAAGGUCCGGCUUUUGUAGACACCAACCCUUUAAAUGGUCUUUGUUCGUCCUUCAACUGGAUGACCAUUCAAUGCACUUUAGCAUAGAUCCAUUGCAUUUCUUCACAAAUUGCAAUAUAUCAGCUAAUAAAUAUGCAAAAAUUAAUCUGUAAAACAAUGUUGAAUAUCGUGACCUUUGCCAAUCAUAAAAUUAAAAAAAAAUCGGAGCAAAACCGCACGAUUUUUAUGGAUUUUUUUUUUUGGAUUCUUUGAAAGAAAAAACAAAAUUCUAUACAUAUAUACAUACAAACUUCAAAUAAAAUGAAAUUUAUUGUCCCUCAAAAUUUUAUACAGGUUUUACUGUAUGAUGAAAUUUUUCAACAACAAAAAGAAAAUGGAGGAGGGCAUAUACAAAACAUGUAUAUUAUGCAAAUAGUCAUUGUGAAUUGCACAUAUUUUAUAUAUACAUAUAUAUAUAUAAUAAAUUUUUAUUAGAUUUUACAACUAAUGUAAUAUAAUUCUCUAUAAAUUGUAAAUAACGUAUUUUAUUUCUUCUCUAAAAAUGUCAAAAUUUAAAAAGAAAGUGGAGGUACAUAAGAUGCGAGAAUGACCUUUAUUUUUGUUAGAGGAAAUGCCCGCCGCAUCUUAAAUUUUCCAGGGGAGGAAAAAACGUCGACGUGCCCUGCUCCGAAAGCGAAUCGAUAGAAUGUCUUAGAAAUCGAAGAAUGUGCUUUAUUCCCGUCACUAAGCUUAAAAGCUGUCGGAAUGUUUUUAUACGUGUACGCGUGCGUACUCUUCCUUUCGGUCUCCUUCGAUUUUUGGUGACUAGAAUUUCUUU
Molecule: messenger RNA, 5477 nt
Organism: Centruroides sculpturatus (bark scorpion)
Lineage: Eukaryota; Metazoa; Arthropoda; Arachnida; Scorpiones; Buthidae
Gene: Sap30
Product: histone deacetylase complex subunit SAP30 homolog
Exons: 5
Coding region: 126-647 (173 amino acids)
Biological process (GO): regulation of DNA-templated transcription
Cellular component (GO): histone deacetylase complex
Molecular function (GO): protein binding; transcription coregulator activity
Source: RefSeq, a predicted model, not a curated record